Molecule: messenger RNA, 1200 nt
Organism: Stylonychia lemnae
Lineage: Eukaryota; Ciliophora; Spirotrichea; Sporadotrichida; Oxytrichidae
Source: the annotation of a GenBank genome assembly
AUGAACCGUAAUCCCGCAAACUAAAGAUACUCUCAAGAUCAAUACUAUGAAGAUCAGGAUGAGGGCUACUACCAAAAUAACUAGAAUAGACCAAGGCAGUAGUAUGCAGACGUCUAUGUUCCAAGAAGAAACCAGUAGAGAGGAGGAAGAGGAUAAGCUCAAUAAAGAAGAGAAAUAGGCGGAACUGGCAUUUAACAGAAGAUGAGAAACAUGAACAGGGGCAGAAGUCAGAGUUAAGAUAGAACUUAUUAUCAAUUGAAAGGAAGCAAUCUCAUCAACAACAACUAGCAGAGAGUUAAUACUAAUAACUAGCAAACUAGAGGACCCUAAUAGUAUCAAUCAGACAGAUAGCCUAACCUCAGAGAACAAAUUAACAAUAAUAACUCAAGAUAAAGAAGCAACUCCUUCAAUGAUAGGAACAACAACAACAACUAUGAUAGGUAGUACAAUCAGCAAACGCCAAGAUCUAACUCAGUUGGGCGCUAACCAUUAAACAACAGAGUUGGACUUAAUCAGAAAUCUAAGCCCAUUUAGAAGGACAAAACUUAUCUCUAACCUGUACCAAGAUAGUAGUAGAAUAGAUAAUAGCUUUUGCCAAGAUAUCCAAUUGGUGAUAGACUAGGAAAUAGAGGACAAAGAAACAGAAACAGAGGCAUGCAGAAUGGAGAUUAUAGAUAUCAGGUCAAAGGAACUGGUAAUACCAACAAUAGAUAGUAAUAGCCACAAUAUAGAAAUAACUAAUAGCAGAAUAGGAAUAGAGGGAAUUAGCAAAAUGAUGGUCAAUAGCAGUAGUAUUACUAGAAUCAGCAAUAGCAUGUCCAGGGUAUUCUUAAGAACAAUAAUCCAUUUAAAUUGCCUUCCAAAAAUGAACAAAUGUCUAUCUAAGUGAAGGCAGAACUUGAAAAGCUUGGAGAAGCCUCAAGAGCUUAUUCAGAAAAAUUAAUUGAUGAUGGAUCUAAGGCUAUAAUCAAUCUAGCUUCUAGAGGUAGAGUUUCUCUAGAUCAAAGAUUCACUUAGCUACAGAAAAGCUAGUUAUAAUAGCAGAGCAACAAAAAUUAGGGUUUUGCCGGUAAUAACUAUAGAGAACAAGCAAAUGCUUAAUCCUAUGGAGGUUAGAGAGGUAAGAAGACUCUUAGAUUUAAUGCCAGACCUAAGCAAAUGAAUUCCAGACGUAACAAUUAUGGAGGUUAGAGAAAUUGA